Exaiptasia diaphana is the source of this 1362-nucleotide messenger RNA. RefSeq lists its product as uncharacterized. The coding region runs from base 153 to 1073 and encodes 306 amino acids. The transcript is spliced from 11 exons. The record is from RefSeq and is a predicted model, not a curated record. Lineage: Eukaryota; Metazoa; Cnidaria; Anthozoa; Actiniaria; Aiptasiidae.
UCAGAUGAAUAUUAGGUUAGGUGAAAGGAAGGAUAACAGCAGUUUGAAAAAUCAUUGACAGUAGAACAAAACUUGAAUUCAAUUGUGUUUCUAUUGAAGUUUUACAAUAACAGCGUACCACUCAAAUCUAAGAUACUGUUGAGUGCUAAAACAUGAGCAGAAAAAAUAGAAAGAGAAUUCCAAGUCUUACUGGAGCAAGACAAAUAAAAGAAUGCAAGUUUUCAGAAGAGGAGAAAAGAAGAUUACAGGGGUUUUUGGCCGAGAUUCUUCGUGUAGGUUGUCUCAAGGGUUUCAAAUAUUUUGCUCUUUAUCUGAGAGGAAGAGAAGAAUUAAUAUGCAGGGUUUUAAAUGAACCUAUGUCUCAGGAAAUACUUUCAUACUACACAUCAACAUACUCUGAGAAGAUGAAACCAGGAAAAUCAAGUUUCUCAUUUGAAGCACAACCAUCACUGCCAAGAAAUGAUCAGUCUCUUAUCAUGUCAACAAAUACACAAAAAAGUUUAAGUGGUUAUGGCUUCAUGGAUAUUGGAUUACCUCCUGCCAGUCCUAGUGAGAGAGAUAUUGAUUUAAAGGAUGAAAAAUCUACACUUUUUCUGAUUGCUGCCUAUGCAAGAUAUAAUUGUCCUUAUGUCUGGGUAAGGUCAAACCAUGAGAGACUUGUGUCAUUUACUGGAGGAGAUGAUGAGACAAAACUUAAAGACAGCCCACUUAAGUUAAAAACAACAGCUGCUUGGAAGCAAAAAGAUACCAAGCUGUGGGAUAUUAUAGGAGAGAUUGUCAAGCUAUGCAUGUAUCCUGCCCCAUUUAACCCUUUUGCCAUUGACUUCAAAUAUUUUGAGGGUUUGCCUCUAGGAGAAAGACUUAUAUCGACAGGUGCAAUGGUAAACUUUCUACAAAAAGUUGUGUCAUCUGGUGAUCAUGUGUACAAUGCAAGAGUUUUUGAUGAUUUGGAAGAAUUGACCCGUCAGCACUUUAGGGAUUUGCACUUAUUUGGCAAGCAGCAAAAAGGAAAAGACAUUCAACAAGCAAAUCCACAAUUUUAUCACAAUGCCAGUUGUUAUACACCUUACUGAGCAUCACCAACAGGGCAUUAYGGUUUUAUCCUUUCUAUAUUUAAUACUGAACUUGUUUGCUCACAAUAUCAAAAACUAAUGUACACUUUCAUUGUAAGCUUUUUGCAUUAGGGAGCAGUAUCUAUUAAUAAUUGUUUUAGUGCGUUAUGCAGUGAUUACAAUGGUUACAAUGUCUAUCUGUGGCAGUAUUAAAUAAGUUUUAAAUUCAAUAUCUGUAAAUAGUCUACUAAUCCAUAAUCUUUGCCUCCAAUUUCUUCCAUAAUACAUUUCGGGAUUUGUAUUUUGCAUU